UCUACUGCACGCGCAGUUCAAGCAGUGCUGCGGACAUCGGCCGCGUGGCUAGAACCUGUGCUAGUUAAGUGUUCGAAGCGCCUCAUGUCUGCCGUUGUUGGGGCCCGUGUUAAUUCAGAGUACACAACUUGAUGCAUGGUUUCGAAUUUUAAAACAAUUUUGUAAAAAGGCAGCUGCCAUAGUAAAUGUAGUGCGCUCUUGCGUGCGUUUGGUGUACUAUAGUUAUCACAAUGGCUUCCGUAAAAGACACAGCAACUUUCUUCGCCAAGGGAACUUCAAAUCAGUUUGCACAUGUUUUGAAGCUCUAUCCGGAAGCUUUGAAGGCAAAGGCGGAUAGUAAAAACAAAAAACCUGAAGAGAUGAUAAAAUUGGAUAACUGGUAUCAGAAUGAACUCCCAAAGAAGCUGAAGGCAAGAGGAAAGGACACUUACCUUAUCCAUGAAGAAUUGGUGCAGACAAUGAAAUGGAAGCAAACUCGGGGAAAAUUCUACCCUCAACUGUCAUAUCUGGUGAAAGUUAACACUCCACGUGCUGUCAUGCUGGAAACCAGAAAGGCAUUUCGGAAAUUGCCUAAUCUCGAGUCUGCAAUUACGACAUUGAGUAACUUGAAGGGGGUAGGGACAACAAUGGCCUCAGCUCUGUUAGCAGCUGUAGCUCCAGACCAGGCUCCCUUUAUGGCAGAUGAAUGUCUAAUGGCAAUUCCUGAAAUUGAAGGAAUUGAUUACACAACGAAGGAGUACCUCAACUUUGUCCAACACAUACAGAAUGCAGUUGAAAGGCUGAAUAAAGAAAGUAAUAACGGUACCUGGAAUCCACAUCAAGUAGAACUGGCCCUAUGGACACACUAUGUUGUUUCGGAAAUGAAACCAGAGCUUCUAGAUGGGAUGCCAGGUCCACACGAAAAUGGAACUACGAAUCAUGAAGAAAAAAAUGGGGAUACUCUUAAAACACAGGACCCGGAAAAUAGUUCCGAUGAAAGCACGCAAGACUCGACUAAUGGAAAAAACUUAACUGGGCCUGCUGACACACUGGAUGAUACUACUACAUCAUUCACAGAAGACUCACUAGACAAACCCUCAACACCCACUGUAGGACCUCUUUGUGAUGAAACAACCAAUGACUCGGUUGCUACCACAGAUUCAGGCACGAACGAUUCUGCUGCAAUUGCAACAGCAAUUGUAGCUUGUAACAACAAGAGAGGAAGCAUUUCUAAAGCAGAUACAGAGGAAGGAGAUGAGACGACUAGCAGUCUUGAAGAACCUCCUGCAAAAAAAACGAAAAUUGGAGAAGAAAAGUGACACAAGUAUAAUAUUUUCUAAUAAUUUUAUUGAAACUCAUAGUAAGACAGUGUUCCAGUCACAAAUCAUAAGUAAACUUUUCUAAUUGUAUCACAGUAUCAAGGGAAAAUGUACCGUUGUGGUUUCAUUAUCUCAGUAUACAGUAAAGUGAUUUUUUUAGUACCUUACUAAAUAAAAUCAAAUUAGAGACUGAAGUAAAAGAAAAAGCACACAAAAACAGAACAUCUCUACCUGAGUUUCUUUCUCGUAUUGGUGUAAAAAGGAACAGUCACAUACACCGUACAUAAUGUUAGUGUCAUUUUCUCUUUCAUCAGGCAUCAGAUCGAUAGGUUUAUGUAAUGUGUAAAAUAUGGUGCAGAAAAGUGCAUGAUGAAACUCCUCAGAUAGUUUUUUAACAUUUUGAAUAUGGUGGACGUUGUGAAUGAGGUGUAAAGGAGCAGAGGAUUUUCUCCCUACUGUGCGCCAUGUGCAGAGCUGCACACUACUGUAUUAUUAAAAUGGAUGUGUUUUAUGUUCACUGUUGGAAACCCAUCUUAUGCAGUUGUUAACGCAUUGCAAGGAGUCUGAAAGAAAACCAUGAUGCAUGAAGAGUAGUAAUUAUUUUUGUGUGUGUACUAUACAUUCCAGCAUUCUUAGUAUUUUAUCUGCAUGUCCAUUAUUAUUAUUAUUAUUAUUUUUCACUCUACCAUUUCCUUUUCAGGUGAAUGUCUGAAAAAAGCCACUUUUCAUGUUUUGUGUGUUUAAAUAGUUAAUAAUAAUUAUUAUUAUUAAAACGGUUCCUGCAGCCAGGAUGAAAUCACACAUUGCUUUUCAAUUCCGUUGUUACAUUAAAUGUUUCAUAAUGGUCUAGUCGAAAUCCUAGUUGAUGUAAAUGAACAAUUGCAAAAACAAAAUUCAUUUUCUGAUGCAUGUUGUCGUGAUGUUCAACAGUUACAUAACAUUGUGGAGCUGUGUGUCCUUUCCUAAAAUUUCUUUGGUUGUUCAAGUGAAUAUGAAUUUGUUAAGAGAUCAGAUAUUGAGAACCACCUGCAACAUUACACUUAAUAGACCUGCAUUACGUAUUAUAAUAUUUGAUAAAAAGGUUGUAAAUAAAUUAUUUUCAUUGGUAAUUUUACAGCAAACCAUUGCAGUUUAUACAGUUCACUUUGUGUAUUGUAAAAAUAUUGGAAGUUAAGUGAGAUAAGUAAAAUAUCACAUGUUGCCUGUGUUCUGAUACAUCUUUUUGUAUCUAAUAUCUAAAAAACUGCAAAGUAUCCCCCCCCCCCCCUCUCUCUCUCUCUCUCUCUCUCUCUCUCUCUCUCUCUCUCUCUCUCUCUCUCUCUCUCUCUCCCCCCCCCCCCUCUCCCCCUCUCUGUUCCACUCUUCCAUUGCAAAAAUUUUUCGCAAAUCAGGGAUGUUUCUGUGUAGUUUCUCAUUUUUAAUGUAAAAAAAAGAGUGGUGGUCCGGAUGCCCAUAUGCUUACAUGCUCAUGUGUGUGACACACACACACACACACACACACACACACACACACACACACACACACACACCAUUGCUGUUUUCACUUUUCACACUUCCAGUCAAACAUUUGAGAAGCCUUUCACUACAGCUUGUGCAUUACACACAAAAAAAUUAGAAUUGACUAGCUGAAUAAUGAUAUUAAUAAGAAUAGUAAUGUUAUGGUAAUUAUAGGUUGCCAGUGUUUGUCACAAUUCCUGCAUUCUUUUCUCUGUUCUGUUGAAAUCAGCAUUUACAGCUACACUUGUAAACGUUAUCUUUCAUGUUGAUUGUAAUUUUAUGGCGAGUUCUGAAAAUUUUCUUGUAAACAUUAAUAUUCAAAUAUCAGCAAUACUUUGCAAUUAUUUUAUUUUUUCCUCUGAAACAGCAAUUUCUCAACUAAGAUUAAUUUUCAUGUGUGUUUUAAUUAUUAAACACCAGCCUGAUUGGUAAUAACACAUGAAAUAUUUUCAUCAGCAAGUAAGCAAGGUUGGUUCGAGAUCACUCCAUCACGUGCAACUCGGUUGAAAUACAAAUGUACCCACUUGGAAGAUACAUGGUUUUGGUGUUGAAUCAUUGUAUAUAUGUCAGUACACAGAGUUUUGUUUUUUAUUUAUGAUAUUGUACUUAAGAAUUAUAAAAAUACCAAAAUUAGCUUAUAAUUUUUUGCUGAAAGCAGAGAGUAAAAUUAUGAAGCCAGAA
Messenger RNA from Schistocerca cancellata (South American locust), 3476 nucleotides. RefSeq lists its product as uncharacterized. Bases 231 to 1298 code for a protein of 355 amino acids. The record is from RefSeq and is a predicted model, not a curated record. The transcript has 6 exons. NCBI's taxonomy places the organism in Eukaryota, Metazoa, Arthropoda, Insecta, Orthoptera, Acrididae.